Molecule: messenger RNA, 2933 nt
Organism: Musca vetustissima
Lineage: Eukaryota; Metazoa; Arthropoda; Insecta; Diptera; Muscidae
Gene: Rat1
Product: 5'-3' exoribonuclease 2 homolog
Exons: 2
Coding region: 42-2933 (963 amino acids)
Biological process (GO): nuclear-transcribed mRNA catabolic process
Cellular component (GO): nucleus
Molecular function (GO): 5'-3' RNA exonuclease activity; RNA binding
Source: RefSeq, a predicted model, not a curated record
GCAAUUCCAAUUGCAAAUUAAUUUAAGACUCCGCGCACGCUAUGGGAGUACCAGCAUUCUUCAGAUGGCUCAGCCGUAAAUAUCCCAGCGUCAUUAUAGAAUGCGUGGAAAAUAAAGAAGUUGACCCAGAAUCGGGCAAGAAUAUUUAUCCCGAUGCUACACAGCCGAAUCCGAAUGGCAUCGAAUUCGACAAUUUGUACUUGGACAUGAAUGGCAUCAUUCAUCCGUGUACACAUCCGGAAGAUAAACCUGCACCCAAAAAUGAAGACGAGAUGAUGGUCGCCAUAUUCGAUUGUAUUGAUCGUUUGAUGAAUAUUGUAAGGCCACGCAAGGUGCUGUAUAUGGCCAUUGAUGGCGUGGCACCCAGGGCCAAAAUGAAUCAACAACGUUCAAGACGUUUCCGAGCUGCCAAGGAAUCGGUUGAAAAGCGUUUGGAAAUGGAGAGGAUACGCAGUGAAUUGUUGGCCAAGGGAUGUGUUUUGCCGCCAGAGAAGGAGAAGGGCGAACAUUUCGAUUCCAAUUGUAUUACCCCGGGAACGCCAUUUAUGGAAAGACUGUCACAGUGCCUGCACUACUAUGUGCACGAUCGUUUGAAUAACAAUCCCGCCUGGAAAGAUAUUAAGGUUAUUUUGUCGGAUGCAAAUGUCCCCGGAGAGGGUGAACACAAGAUUAUGGAUUAUAUAAGGAAACAAAGAGCCCAGCCUGAUCACGAUCCGAAUACGCAACAUGUACUGUGUGGUGCUGAUGCCGAUUUGAUUAUGUUGGGUUUGGCUACCCAUGAACCCAAUUUUACCAUCAUCAGGGAGGAGUUUUUACCCAACAAACCUAAACCCUGCGACAUGUGUGGUCAGUUUGGUCAUGAAAUGGAUAAAUGCCAGGGUCUUAAUGCUGCCGGUGUUAAUGAUGUUACGAAUUUCAAGCCAGACGUACCAAUUGGUUCCGAAGUCAGAUUUAUUUUUGUACGCCUAAGUGUUCUCCGGGAAUAUCUGAAGAAGACUUUGGAAAUGCCCAACCUACCGUUCAAAUAUGAAUUCGAACGGGCCCUGGACGAUUGGGUAUUCAUGUGCUUCUUUGUGGGUAACGAUUUCUUGCCGCAUUUACCAUCGUUGGAGAUUCGAGAAGGUGCCGUCGAUCGUUUGGUGGAACUGUAUAAGAAGUGCGUUUAUCGCACCAAUGGCUAUUUGACCAAUUCCGGUGAAGUAGAUUUGGAUAGAGUGCAAUUGAUUCUAACGGAUCUGGGCAACGUCGAGGAUCACAUCUUCAAGGAACGCCAACGACGUGAAGUGCAAUUCAAGCAACGCGAAAAGAUCAAACGUCGUAAUGAGGCCAAUGCCUACAAUGCUGCCGUAAUGGAACAAUCCGGUUCGUUCAAGUUGAAUGCCCUGGGCAAGGGCAAUGCAAAUCCACUGCCCAUCAUUGAUAACUACAAACAGAAUGCUGCCAAUUUGCGAAAUGCAGCGGGUGGCGCUGGACAGAAACGAACUGCUGCCCAGGCUGGUUUGGAUGAAGACGAAGAGGACGAAUAUGUCAACGAUGAGGUCCGUUUGUGGGAGAAUGGCUUUAAGGACCGCUAUUAUGAAUCUAAAUUUGAUGUGGGCCAAGAAAACCUUGACUUCCGCUACUCCGUGGCAUUGCAAUAUGUACGUGGCCUUUGCUGGGUACUCAAAUAUUACUAUCAAGGAUGUGCCUCGUGGGAUUGGUACUUCCCAUAUCAUUAUGCACCAUUUGCCUCGGAUUUUGUAAACAUUUCGGGCUUGUCGACGCACUUUGCCAAGGGCUCGAAACCAUUCAACCCCCUUGAACAGCUUAUGGGAGUGUUUCCAGCCGCCAGUAGCAGUCAUGUACCGAAACCUUGGGCCACCCUCAUGCAUGAUCCCCAAUCGGAUAUUAUUGAUUUCUAUCCGGAAGAUUUCAAAAUCGAUUUGAAUGGCAAAAAAUAUGCGUGGCAGGGUGUUGCUCUGCUGCCAUUUGUCGACGAAAAUCGUCUAUUCAAGGCCCUGAAACCCUACUAUGGCAUGCUGACGGAAGAGGAAAUUAAACGAAACAAGAGAGGCGAUUGCCGCCUGUACAUCAGUCAGGGCAAUUCAUUCUUUAAGACAUUCGUGAACUACUAUGCGAAGAAUAAAUUUGCCACAACCCCAGAAAUUGAAGUACUCAUGGAUGGUAUGUUCGGUACGGUCUUGGAAGCCGAUGACAAUGUACCGAUAAAUGGUACAUUACCCUCGCCGAUAAUGGGUCUACAUGAUAUUACAGAAAAUCAAGUGGUUACCGUGCGCUUCAGAGAUCCCCAAUACGAUGAAGAUUUCAUAUUCCCAGCAAAACGUCUACAGAAUGCCAUAGAUCCUCCCACAGUUUUGGCACCAGAAGGACGCGAUUCAAAUUAUAAACCACGUAUUGGUUUUAAUCAUGAUAUGCCACAGGCUUAUGUUAGUCAAGCUGGUCAUCGUCAUCUGAAUAAUGCCAUGGGUCAAGGCAACUAUCAGAAUCAGUAUAAUACCCAAGGUUUUAAUUACAACAAUAUGAAUAAUAAUUACAAUAAUAAUAGAAAUUCUAGUUAUGGAAGAGGAGGAGGAGGCGGCGGCGGAGGAGGUGGAGGACGAGGUGGUCCUGUAUAUGGUGGAGCUGGACGUGGUGGUGGCGCUGGCGGUGUACAACGCUUUCAUCCGUAUGGCCAGGGUGGACGUCACCAACAGCAGCAGCAGCCACAUCAACAACAAGGACGAUUCCAACCGAAUCAGCAACAACAGCAAGGAGGAGGCUACGCUUCAUCGUCGUAUCAAAACAGAAACUAUCAACAGCAACCGAAUCGCCGACCAAACAAUAACAACAAUAAUAAUUUCCCACAAAAUAAUCUAUACAACAAGAAUAGUGGCGGCAAUAAUUGGACGAGAGGAGGAGGUGGUGGUGGCGGAGGAGGACGUCGAUACAAUUAA